AUGACUACAAAUGUGUUUGUUAAUGAAAUUAAUGACGGAAUAGAAAGCGUUGAAAAGACAAUCGAUAAAGCAAAACUAUUUUUUUUGGAUUUACUCUACAAGAAAGAUAAAGAAGUGUAUGCAGACUACAUUCUAGUUGUCCAAACUAAAGCCUUUCGUUCGUUAACAACAGCUGAAGAACGUCAACAACAAAAAAUUAAACUUGAAAGCACUUUGAAACUACUUAAAAAUAAUCUUGAAAGAGCUGGUCUAGAGAAAAAAGAUAUUCUUGCUGGAGUUGGUGUUGCUGUUACUGAUCAUCAUAAAGAUAGAAUCGAUGUUUCUUUGAGUGAUGCUGAAAGAUUAAGACUUGUACACGAUAUUAUUACCAGUUAUGAUGAUGAAUGCGCUGGCAUCAACCCAAAAUUAGAUGGGUUCGAACUUGUUGAAAGUGUCUUUCCUCUUCACGAUCGUAAUUACAAUAAGAAUUGGAUUAAAGCCUGGUCGACAAAAUGGUUAAUUAAUGAUGAAGAUCUAAAUCGAUUAAAAGAUCAUUUUGGGGAAAAGAUUGCAUAUUAUUUUGCAUUUUUGCAAUACUAUACAAUCUGGCUCAUCUUACCAACUGUUGCGGGACUAUUCGUAAAUUUCAUUGUUCCCAAUUUUACAAUACUCUUUGCUAUAUUCAAUAUUGUCUGGUCAGUUGCUUUUACAGAGUUAUGGCGUCAAAAAGAACGAAAACUUGCAAUAAGCUGGGGUGUAUACAACUACCAUCAAGUAGAACGUAAAAGUCCCCAUUUCAGACCAGUUGUUGACCCAAGAUCUGGUGAAGAGCUUCCACAUUUUCCAAAAUCGAGAAGAGUCUUGAGAAAAAUUGGUGUAUUGCCCGUAAUCGCUUUAUUUGCAUUAACGUUCGUUGUAGUUUUGGUAUUCUAUAUUUUAUUCGAGGUUAUUAUGACCGAGUUUUAUAUUGGUCCUUUUAGAGAUCAACUGGUUUAUCUGCCAACAAUUGCAUAUUGUCUAUUAGUUCCAGCAUUGAAUAUGAUUUAUGCAAAGAUUGCAAAAAAUCUAAAUGAUUUUGAAAACUAUGAAACUGAAUCUGAUUAUGAAUUCCAUCUUACACAAAAGAUAUUUGUCUCGAACUUCCUUAUAUGUUAUCUUUCAAUUUUCUUUAUCGGAUGGAUUUAUAUUCCUUAUAAUGAAUUAAUCAGACAAACAUUGGAAAUGAUAUUUAAAAGCUGGGGAUUAUCAUUCACCAUUAAAGAUGUAGGAUUGGAACGCCUAAACACAGAAUUGAAAUACUUUAUAUUGACGGCACAAAUUCUGAAUCUUUUUAUGGAGAUAAUUUUACCAUAUUUGAUGAGAUUUGGAAUGAAAACAAUAAGUCACGAUGGAGAACAUGAGAUUCAUGAAAAUGAAGAUGAAGCUGGUUUGUUAAGAAGAAUAAAAAGGGAAAUUGGUUUGCCCACUUAUAAUAUUUAUGAAGAUUACGCUGAAAUGGUCAUUCAGUCUAUUUUCGUUCCUGCAAGAGCAGACAGCAUUGGACCAUGGAUCAACAACAUGACAUUGCUUGCGUUACUUUCAUCACUCACCAACGCAUCAUUUAUUUACUUGUAUCAUGGCGAAGGCAAAAAGUUCAAAUCAUUAGCCGACAUCAAAAAUUUGAUUUACAUAAUUGCUUUUAUUCUAUUUGUCUUUACGAUAUUCAGACGUUUCAUACGAAAUCUACUUGAUAAAAAUUCUGAAUUUAUGAAAAACAUUAUUAUUGAAUCUGAAGAAGUUGAAUUGAAUUUGGAUGAUUCGCAAAUCAACGACGAAGUUCGUCCAUUUCUACAUGAAAAAGUGGAUAUUGAAAACCUCGUCGAACAAAUCGUUUGUUUCAAAACAGAUUAA
This is a messenger RNA of Entrophospora sp. SA101, 1869 nucleotides long. The record is from the annotation of a GenBank genome assembly. Lineage: Eukaryota; Fungi; Glomeromycota; Glomeromycetes; Entrophosporales; Entrophosporaceae.